Messenger RNA from Penaeus vannamei (Pacific white shrimp), 927 nucleotides. The record is from RefSeq and is a predicted model, not a curated record. Lineage: Eukaryota; Metazoa; Arthropoda; Malacostraca; Decapoda; Penaeidae.
AUGGCUGACAGUCCCCUUAAAAUAUUUGUGCGCCAACAAGAUCGAACAGCAAAUGUAAAAUCAAAUGUGGCCAUUGCCAAAUUAUCAAUGAUUGAUUUGGCUGGUUCUGAACGUGGUUCUGCCACUGGAUUUAGAGGAGCAAGAUUCAGGGAAGGUGCUAAUAUAAAUAAGUCCCUGCUGGCACUAGGAAACUGUAUCAAUGCACUUGCUGAUGGACAGAAACACAUUCCUUAUCGAGACAGCAAACUGACUCGUCUCCUGAAGGACUCUAUUGGUGGAAAUUGUCGCAGUGUUAUGAUUGCUGCUAUAUCUCCUGCCUCCACCACUUUUGAAGACACUUUCAACACUCUUCGUUAUGCUAACAGAGCCAAGACUAUCAAAACUACCCUUAAGAAGAACAUCAUGAAUGUAGAUCAACAUGUUUCACAGUAUGUCCAGAUAGUAGAUGAUUUACGGAAAGAAAUAUGUAGUCUAAAGGAAAAGUUUAUUAGUGCAAAAUAUGAAGAGAAGGAGAAGGAAUGGAUAUCCCUGAAAGAGAUUUCAGAAUCUAAAGAUCAGGAUUCAAGUAUGUUGCUUGAGCAACAAAAGGAGUAUGAGUGCCGAAUAGCUAGCAUGGAAAAUGAAAUUAUGGAGCUAAAAGCCAAGAGUGGUGUGGUAACAGAGGUAUCAGAGGAAGAAGCUGAAAUCCAGAGAAAGCUUGUGGAAGCCAGCAGUGAGAGGAAAGCACUCAGACGAGAGAUGUUGCAGUUAGAAAGUUCACAGAGGGAGGUAGAGCUCAAAAUCCAUACCUGUACCAUGCGUCUGAACAGGAUGAAAAUCAUUGCCUUUGCGUCACAACGGCUGGACAAGUAUCUGGAGCAUUUGUUCUCAAACUGUAUUAUGACCUACAUGUGUCAUGGUUAUCCUCUAAAGUAUCUCAAAGUGUGA